This is a messenger RNA of Abrus precatorius (Indian licorice), 1595 nucleotides long. RefSeq lists its product as uncharacterized. The coding region runs from base 129 to 503 and encodes 124 amino acids. Lineage: Eukaryota; Viridiplantae; Streptophyta; Magnoliopsida; Fabales; Fabaceae. The transcript is spliced from 3 exons. The record is from RefSeq and is a predicted model, not a curated record.
ACAUGUCAUGAAGAUACUAGAUUUUUCUGAACUAUGUAUUGAAAGUUAGGAUUUGCAUUGUUGCGAAUCUUGUAGGAUUGUGUCACUGCUAUAAGAUUUUAAGAUCUCAAGUAACUUACAGGAAAACUAUGCUUCACACAAUCAAAACGGUUUUAACCUGUCCACCAGUUUCAGUCCCACGGUCUCUCUCUUCAAACGUUGGUCGACAGACUUGCGCACUUAGAUUCUGCACCCAAUCCGACACCGACAGAGACAGUGCUCAUAAGAUGGACAAGACUCAGAAGCCGAGUGAGGAAACUACUCAUGGUUACGGGGAUGCGAUGACUCAUUCGUUUGGGGAAGGGUAUGCCACGAGGUCUGAUGAAGAAGGAUUUGGGGGAAUUUACGGUGGGAACCAAUCCACCCUUAAGACGGAUGAAAAUCACCCAGCUUAUGACAAGACGCAGGGAAGCGAGGUGAAGGAGAAGGAAAAGGCGAGGCACCAGAGCAGCGCCAACGCUUAGGUUACCUAUAUUUGUGGACUGUGGACUGGUUUUAUUCACGAAACGUGCUACAGUGUUAUUGACUUCUCUUUCAUGCUUUAUUUAUAAUUUAUUUUUAACUUUGAAUUUAAAAUGAAGCUAAAUGGACUAUUAUCUGUAAUGUAUUUAUAUUCAGUGAGUUUACAUUGACACUACGGAACAACGUCACUUUACAUUUAGAUGGUUCUCAUUGUCUGGCACGCCAUGAUUUUGUCGCAUAUUCUGGGUGUGAAACUGAGCAUAGACAUUUGUUCAGGAAUGGAACAUCCCUUACUCUAUGGUGGCCAAUUCCUACUACAGGGGAGAUUCCUUUCCUACAGGAGGAAUUGCUGAUUCUCAUUUUGACCACUGGAAGCUCCCUAUAGAAACAAAAUGACUUGACUUGCAAAACCUUGUUCUACCCGAUGAGCAUUUGUUCAGGAAUGGCACAUCUGAAAUUAAGACGAGUUAGUUCAUAUUAAUAAUUUCACAUUGCCCAUACGGUAGCUGGAAAAGGAAUGUGUAGAGUAACGAUAGCUGAAGAAAUUUUGAUAUCGGUAUAAGCAGAGGUUCAAGAAGCCUUGUGCAUAAGUAGUAUUAACAUAUGGGUGGCCCUGCCCAUGAGGGGGAUGGGCGACCGUCCAAGGGCUUUGUUAUUUUAGAGGCAUCAAUUUAUUUAUUUUUACUUAUUACUAGUAGUUAGUAGUAUAUACAUAUAUUUGAAUAAAAAAAUUAUAGUUAAAAUUAUCUUUAUAUACAGAUGCAUAUAUAUAAUAAUAGUGAACAUUAAUAAAUGCAUUAAAAAUCUAUGAAAAACAAAUGUAUUAAUGGUAAGUUGGUAACGGUGGAAUUAUAGAAAUAGAAAAUCUUAAAAAUUAUAAAUUUCUAAUCAGUGGAGUAAUGCUAGUAAAAAACGGUAGAAUAAUGGCACAAAAAUGGAGCGAAAAUCUAAAUGUUGGGAUAACUAAAGAGUCUUCUAAUCCUACUCUUAUAUCAAUACCCACAAUUCUAAUUUUGUACUACAUCUAAUCUAUCUCUCUAUUCCUUCUCUAAUAUUUGAUAAUUUCAAAUAUCUACGUUUCUUGCUAUAAGUCC